UGCUGGGGGUGGAGACACCCGCAGCCUGUCGUCUAAUACUGAAGAACGCCGCUACAAAAACUCUGCUGCUUGCAGCCACACUGUCGUCAUUUACAGCAACAGUACUGACUUUGGAUCUCUAACGUUCCACCAUGUGUAAAGGACUUGCAACACUUCCUGCAACAUGCUUGAAAAGUGCCAAAGACAUCAAGCACAAAAUAAGCUUCUUACUCCAGAAGCCUGAACCCCAAGCAGCGGAUCAGAAGCAGAUGAAAGAGAAGAAUGCUGUGACUGCUGCGACUGCUGCUGCUGCGAAGAGCGUGCCCACGGCAACCGAGGUGAAGAAAUGGAGGGAGUCUUUCAGCCACGUGAUGAACAGUGACACUGGUCGUGCAGUCUUCACCACCUUCCUGAGGUCAGAGUUCAGCGAGGAGAACAUGGAUUUCUGGCUCGCCUGUGAAGAUUAUAAGAAGACAGCACCUUCCAAGCUGAUGACCAGAGCCAAACAGAUUUACCAGCAAUAUGUUGAGGCAGAUGCUCCUAAUGAGGUAAAUUUAGAUGCAGCAACCAGAGAAGAAACGAGGCAGAAUGUCGAGAACGCCUGCCCGUCUUGUUUCGACGAGGCUCAGAGGAUGAUCUACGUCUUGAUGGCGAAAGAUUCCUACAGACGAUUUCUCAACUCCAAACUGAUCCAGGAUCUGUCUCAGACACAGACCACCACUGAGAAGAAGAUGGAGAUGAAAAAUUGUGACUGUGAAGAGAGCAGGCAGGCAUUAUCCGGUGGUGCCUAAACAGGAAAGAAGAGGGGAAUAUUUAAAGAAGGUGCCAAAGACUUAGAAUGUAUGAGAGGGCAGACACUGGUAGAAAUCAGUUUGUUUCUUGUGUGUCCAGUGUUUAUAGUUUAGAAAAGGCAGUGGUUUAGAAGGUGACCUAAAGGUUCUAUGAGAUGCGGUGAUGACUUUAUGUCUUUUAUUUACUUAUUUUUUAAAAAUACUUUUGCUUGCCGUUAAUUCCUUGAAGUCUUUGGUAGUCAUUUAUGGUUUGAAGUGGCUACUGUGUGUCCACGUAUUCCUGAAAAAUGUCAUACAUUUUUUCCAAAUCACAAUAGUUGAUAGUGACUGAUUAAAUAUUUAACAUUUCAAUGUACAAUUUAAAAACAGAUGAUGUGUAAAUGUUUGCAUUGUGAAGUUUAACUUUUGCUUCUGGCACCACUGCAAAACAUGACCUGCUCUCUGAGUUACAGCUACGCUAUAUUGACACUUACAACAGAAAACAAUCUAAAGCUACCUCCAUCCACCAGACACACCUUCAAAUAAUUCUGCUGCAUCUGGAGCAUGUUAUCAGUGGAAAAACAGGAGUCAUUUUUAUUUUGACAACAACUCUGUAAAGUUGUUAAAUCUCCAAUUUAACAUAUCAAGUUAUUUUAAAGAAUGACCCAGCUUUACAGUAAGAGAUGAGAACACAGAGAUUAAAAUCAUAUGCUGAGUAAUCUACUGCGACAUGCAGUGACCUAUCAGUGUUAACAUGUUGUAUUUAUUUAAUUCAAGGAUUUAUACUUUUACAAGUAGAGUUUUAUGCAUUAAAAAAAUAAAAAAAAUAACUGAACCAGAACAGCUGAUGUGGACAUGUUUAUUUUUUAAACUACAUCAAACGAACCAUCAUGUAUUCUUCCGCUGUACAGUUAGUUUUGGCUGUAAACAGUCUUUCUAAUGGUUAUUUUCCAUCAUGUUGUCUUGGGCACAUGCUGUACAAUUUAAUGUUACGUAACUGUUUAUAUUCGCUACAAGUUCUUCUUAAUUUCCUACUCUCUCACUGGUCAUACAACAGCAGAUGGAUAGUACUGAUAUCUGUGUUCUCAUGACUUCAAGUAAGCACAUUGUUGAUCUAAACCUGCUGUAUAUGUCAGAGAUCAGUCAGUGUAACAACUGGCUGUGCUGUAUAAACAUCAUGACACGAUCUCUGCACCAUACAGAUGUUACCUUGGCCUAGUGGGAAUUUUAAGCAUACUAUAAAAUUACAGUAUUGAUUUUCUGUCGCAUGCUUUGGAGCUUUGUGUCAAACUGACUCAUUUGAUCCUCUGUAAGUCAAACUGUUGUUCAGAUGUAAUUUGUGCAUGGUAUUUGAUAGUGUGUUCAUUUUAAUUGAAUAUAUUAUGGUGGCCUUGCAUGCUAUUUUAUUUUUUCUUAUCAGAAUGAUGGAUUGUAAACUAGAUACAGUAUCUAGAUAUUUAUUAAAUGAUGUCAUUGUCCUAUUUAUAUCAUAUCUGUGAUUAUUCAUAAAUAAAGUGAGGUGUUGGAUAAUCAGAA
Molecule: messenger RNA, 2285 nt
Organism: Lates calcarifer (barramundi perch)
Lineage: Eukaryota; Metazoa; Chordata; Actinopteri; Centropomidae
Gene: rgs4
Product: regulator of G protein signaling 4
Exons: 5
Coding region: 132-770 (212 amino acids)
Source: RefSeq, a predicted model, not a curated record